AAUCUAUAAUCUGUCAUAUGUCAAAAUUGAAAAUUAAAGAAAAUAAACGAGAAAUUAAAAUUAUUGUUUGUUCAUUAUCCAACUUCUUAUAUCUCUCUUCUCAGUUCUCAGUUUAUUAUAUUAUCGCUCAUUAGUGAUUUUAUUGUAGAUCCUGAAUACUUAGAACGUUAUGUUAAAAGACAUUUUUAUUUAUUUGUAUAUUUAAAUUAUAUAUAAUUUAAAAUGUUUUCGUCGUUAAAAAUGAUAUUUAAAUGGAAUUCCUCAAAACCCUCAGAAAGCAACAUCAGCAAGAAAUCAUUACUUUUAAUUGCUUUUACGAAUGCCCUUCAAGAUGUCUUAUUUUGGAACAAUUUAUGGUUGUCUUUGUUGUUUAUACUAUAUUUUCACAUAACUUUUAUAGCACUUUUCUAUCGCCAAUUUAAUAUAUUGCAAAUAAUAUGUGGAUUUUCUAUUCUUAUUGUGUGUGUUGAUGCAUUUGAAGCUUGGUUAAAAUAUAAACAUCGGACAACCUGUUUAAAACGUUUGGCACAAAAUGGUAAUAAUCAACUAUCACAAUCAUUAUUUAGAGUAUCUCAAUGGAUCAAUAAGCAAUGUAUAAACUACAUUGAGUUACGUGAAAAUAAUCCUACUAAAGCUUUUCUGCUAAUGGAAAUAAUGUUUGGUAUGAUUUUCAUCAUUGGAAGAUAUACAAAUGGAUAUAUACUAACAUAUUUAUUUUCUAUGUUAUUAAUAUUUUUAAACAAAUUAAUACCACCCUUAAAAAGAGUUAUUAACAGGUUGCGGCAAACAGCAGAAUCCGAUUUUGAAUUGGAGGGCCUUGUGCCAGAUGCAUCUGCAGAGAAUUUAGAUUUACUUUCAAUUGAACCAGAAAUUCAAAUUAUGUUUGAUGAAAAACAAAGUUUGGAUUACUGGAAGCCUGAAGACUUGCCCAUUGAAGAUGCCAGUGAUAGUUCAGAUAAUAGUAGCUCUCUAGUUACAAAUUUGUCUAUGGAAAAAUUACAGACUUUGGAUAAAGACGUGGAUGUUACAGACUCUAGUGAAGAAGAAUAUAUACCUGAAGGACAACAUGAAAAAUUUAGAUCAUCUAUGGAAGUACAACCAGUUGGAAGUUGGAGCAGUUCUGCAUAUAAUGCUUUAUCUGCUUUAGGAGGUGCUGUAUCUAACAUUGUGUAUAGUUCCAAUUCAGAAAUAAAGAGAAAACGAGUAUCUAGUGUUGAUUCAUCUGAUGGCUUUGAAAUGGUUGAUAAAAAUGACAUACUGUAAUAAAUACUUAUUAUAUUUUGUAAUUUAAAGAAAAUAUAAUUAAUGUUUAGCUUAACUGAUGUAAGGUAUAUUUAUAUAAAAAAAACUUAGAGGAUAACAUAUCUUGUACUUAAUUAAAUAUUACACGGCAUAUUAUCUAAUCUUGACAUUAAA
Molecule: messenger RNA, 1416 nt
Organism: Zerene cesonia (dogface butterfly)
Lineage: Eukaryota; Metazoa; Arthropoda; Insecta; Lepidoptera; Pieridae
Exons: 6
Coding region: 223-1263 (346 amino acids)
Source: RefSeq, a predicted model, not a curated record